Molecule: messenger RNA, 4232 nt
Organism: Dama dama (fallow deer)
Lineage: Eukaryota; Metazoa; Chordata; Mammalia; Artiodactyla; Cervidae
Gene: ARHGAP30
Product: Rho GTPase activating protein 30
Exons: 12
Coding region: 335-3619 (1094 amino acids)
Biological process (GO): small GTPase-mediated signal transduction
Molecular function (GO): GTPase activator activity
Source: RefSeq, a predicted model, not a curated record
AGCGGGUUUAAGGAGCUGCACGGCUUCCUGCCACCCCAGGGCUGAGUGAGUCUCGCCCCAGGGCGAGAAGGGCGAGUGCCAGUCCCAGCCACGAGACACAGCUUCUUGCCGGGGUCCUAGCAGCUUCCUCUUCCACAGCUACUUCCGUGUGGCCGGGGCCCCAGAGGCAGGAGCUGCUGCCCGUUGCCCAGGCCACCCUCCACCCCCAGUUCUGAGCCCUGCCCCCCUGGGGCCAGGCCUAGCCCAGAGGCUGGCUUGGGAUCCCAUGGGGGACUAGCAGGGCAAAGGUCUUGGGGGACCGAGGUGGCUGGGCCAGGGCCCUGGGGCUCCGGCCAUGAAGUCUCGGCAGAAAGGAAAGAAGAAGGGCAGCUCCAAGGAGCGGGUGUUUGGGUGUGACUUGCAGGAGCACCUGCACCACUCAGGCCAGGAGGUGCCCCAGGUGCUAAGGAGCUGUGCAGAGUUUGUGGAGGAGUAUGGCGUGGUGGAUGGGAUCUACCGCCUCUCAGGGGUCUCUUCCAACAUCCAGAAGCUCCGGCAGGAAUUUGAGGCCGAACGGAAGCCAGACCUGCGGCGAGAUGUUUACCUUCAGGACAUUCACUGUGUCUCCUCCUUGUGCAAGGCCUACUUCAGAGAGCUGCCAGACCCCCUGCUCACGUACCGGCUCUAUGACAAGUUCGCUGAGGCUGUGGCCGUACAACUGGAACCAGAGCGCUUGGUCAAGAUCCUAGAUGUGCUUCAAGAACUUCCGGUCCCCAACUACAGGACCCUGGAGUUCCUCAUGAGGCACUUGGUGCACAUGGCCUCAUUCAGCGCCCAGACCAACAUGCACGCGCGCAACCUGGCCAUCGUGUGGGCCCCCAACCUGCUGAGGUCUAAGGAUAUAGAAGCCUCAGGCUUCAAUGGGACAGCAGCCUUCAUGGAGGUGCGUGUGCAGUCCAUCGUCGUCGAGUUCAUCCUCACGCAUGUGGACCAGCUUUUUGGGGGUGCUGCUCUCUCUGGUAGUGAAGUGGAAAGUGGAUGGCGAUCACUCCCAGGGGUCCGGGUGUCAGGCAGCCCUGAGGACGUUAUGCCACGGUCCCUGCCCUACAAUCUGCCGAGCAUCCUGCAGGCUGGUGAUGGACCCCCCCAGAUGCGGCCCUACCACACCAUCAUAGAGAUCGCAGAGCACAAGAGGAAGGGGUCUCUGAAGGUCAGGAAGUGGAAAUCUAUCUUCAAUCUGGGUCGCUCUGGCCAUGAGACCAAACGUAAACUUCCACGGGGUGCUGAGGACAGGGAGGACAAAUCUGAUAAGGGGACUCUGCGGCCAGCCAAGAGCAUGGACUCGCUGAGUGCUGUGGCUGGGGUUAGUGAUGAACCAGAGGGGUUGGUUGGAUCCAGCAGUCCUCGGCCAGGCCCACUGCUGACGGAAAGCUUGGAGAAUGAUUCCGUGGAAGCGGCAGAGGGUGAGCAGGAGCCGGACCCGGAGGCGCUGGGUGGCACGAGCUCCGAGCCCGGCACACCACGACCUGGGCGGUCAGCAGUCCGUGUUGGGGGCAGCAGCCACGCGGAGCGCCGUGCUGGUGUCCACAUCUCAGGGCCCUACGAUGUCAACGUCCCAGCACACAUCAGCAAUAUGCUCAACAUAUCUCCAAACAACAUCGCUAACAUCCCCUUGGGGUUUGCCCGUGGUCUUCAACAUCCUGCCCUACAGCCCCGGCCAAGUCCUGCCUCUGGCCCCGGUCCUGGCCCCGGCCUUGGCCCUGGACCCCCAGAUGAGAAGUUGGAGGCAAGUCCCGCCCCAGGUCCCUCGGCUGACUCGGGCCCAGUGGACGUGGCCCCUGCCCUGGAGGACUGCUUGUCCCAGGAGGUGCAGGAUUCCUUCUCCUUCCUAGAGGACUCAAGCAGCUCAGAACCUGAGUGGGUGGGGGUGGAGGACGGGGAGGUGGCCAAGGCAGGACCAGCAGGAGCAGCCUUCUCCCCUGGGGAGGAAGACCCUGGGCUGGGCUACCUGGAGGAGCUCCUGGGAGUUGGGCCUCAGGUGGAGGAGUUCUCUGUGGAGCCACCCCUGGAUGACCUGUCCCUGGAUGAGGCACAGUUUGUCCUGGCUCCCAGCUGCUGUUCCCUGGACUCUCCUGGCCCCAGGCCUGAAACAGAGGAGGAAAGCGGGGAGGAAGUCUUCCUGAGUGCCUAUGAUGACCUAAGUCCCCUUCUGGAGCCCAAACUCCCAACCUGGGAGGGGCCAGGCAGUGAAGAGGAAAAGGCAGCAGGGUCUGGAAGACAGGAGGCUUCAGGACAGGCUGAGGGAGAGCAAGCCUUGAGUGAAGAUGGAGAGAACAAGGAGGGUGGGCCUGGAAGCAGACGGGAUGCCAGGGAGGAGGCUGAGGGGAGCCCAGAGAGUGACGUGGAGGGCAGAGUGGCCAGUGAGGAAGGAGCAGAGGCUGAGGGAAGCCAGCAGCUGAUUGACAGUUUGAAAGAAGGAUGUGGGGAGGAGACACAGGCCAAGGCAGAGGAGUCCAAAGGUCAGCAGGAGGAUGAGAGAAUGGAGGAAGCUAAGCGUGUGGAAGCAACUGGAGGAGAGCUGGUUAAAGACAAUGGGAAGCAAAGAAAGACUGAGAGAGAGGGAGGUGCUGAGGAAGCAGAUGAAGCCCAGCUAGUAGCUGGAAGGGACUCAGAGCAUGAGGUCCAGGAAAACCAAAUUGCUGAAGAGAGCUGGGAAGUUGUACACAAAGAGGCUGACGGAGGCAGAGAAAAUGAGGUCAAAGGACAAAGGGGAGAUGAGGGUCAAGAGGCAAGAGAAGACCAAGGAGAUGGAGAAGAUAGCAGGAUCCCAGCAGCAGCAGCAGCUGAAGGAGGAGCAGGGGAGAUCAGCAAGGAACGGGAGUGUGGACACGGAGAAGCUGAGGGAGACCAGAGAGCUGGAGGGGAACGUGUAGAAGAGGGUUCCCUCCCCGAAGGGUCACAGGUAGAGUCCCUGGAGGUUGACAGUGCCAAAGGAGGCAGCUCCCAGUCCUCUGAGACAGAGCAGGCAGCCCCACAGCCGCCUCGGCCGGAGGAGACGGACCCUGAGGGGCAGCCCAAUCCCCCUGGCUCGGCUGGCGGCGUGGGCAUGCGCCUGGCUUCCACCCUCGUUCAUGUCCAGCAGGUCCGCUCUGUGCCCGUGGUACCGCCCAAGCCACAGUUUGCCAAGGUGCCCAGUGCGAUGUGUGGCAAGAUCCACGUGGCACCAGCACACCCAUGCCCAAAGCCUGGCCGGCUCGAUGGGGACAGGGCCUGGAGCUCCCGAGCCUCCCGCUCCUCUUGGAGGAAUGGGGGCAGUCUUUCCUUUGAUGCUGCCGUGGCCCUGGCUCGGGACCGCCAGAGGACUGAAGCUCAGGCAGUUCGGCGGACCCAGACCUGUACUGGUGCUGGGGACUACAGCCUCAUCCCCAAAACCUCCCCCCAUAGCAUGAUCCCUGCCUACGCUCCCCGGCCCCUUAGCUGCCUGGAGAUCCCAGCUGAGGGCACAGACGGGUCUGGACCCCGGAGUCGGUUUAGCCUGCCUCCCAGAGAACCCCAACCUCCUGAUCCCCUUAUGUCCCCCCAGCGCCGAUCGUAUGCAUUCGAAACACAGGCUAACUCUGGGAAAGGUGAGGGACUAUAAUUAGGACCGGAGCACUGGGAAUAAGGGACAGCAGUUGUCUCCCGGGUCUAGGACGAUUUCAUCUGCAGCCUGAGCAGCUGUAGUGCCCAGCUCUUUAGGUUUUGGCCCUGCAGCUUCUCGUUUUGACUUGGGAAGCACUGUCUUGGUCUGUUUACCUGAGCUUGUCUCAGACACAAACACUUAUCCCUUAGGAGAUUCCUGAGAAAGUCACCAAGAUCCUGUCCCCAGAGAGAGGGGUCACUGGCCAAAGGGAACAAAGAGUAGGUGGAAAACGUAUCUGUUUCUCAAAGUGAAGAAUGAAGAGGGAACUUCAGCCAAGGUCGUCUUCCUCUGAGGCAAUGAACUCUUCACAGAAGUCCAGAGUAGAGGCGGGGUCAGGACCAGGUUGGAGCCUAUUAUACACAAACACUUUUAGAGGUUAUCUGUCCUUGUUCUACUCCUGGUUCCUUGGAUACCUCCUGCUCCUAUUAGCUCCAGAUUAGGAGAAAAAUGUCCAGGAAACUCUUUGAAUACACAGUAUUUGUUGGCAGGACUAGUUCCAUUCCCAGCUCCCCAACCUUCUGCCUCCCUGGAUCUCUAGGAACUGAGGUCUUGUGUAGAUCUCUCUGGCCUC